AUGUCCGGCAUUCCAGUUCCUUUCAGCGAUAUCGCUAAGCCAGCGAACGAUCUCCUCAACAAGGACUUCUACCACACCACCGCCGCUAACCUCGAGGUCAAGUCCAAAGCGCCUAACGGCGUUACCUUCAACGUCAAGGGAAAGUCCGCCCACGAUGGACCUAUUUCUGGCUCGGUGAGCACAACGAUAACACAAUCAAACUUCAGGAUAUCACAUAUUAACGGCAGAGGAAAGAUUGAAGGAAAAUACUCCGAUAAGGCAACUGGUCUUACCCUGACCCAGACAUGGACCACCUCAAACAGCCUCGACACCAAGCUCGAGCUUGAGGACAACCUCACCAAGGGUCUCAAGGCCGAAGUCCUCACCAACUACCUGCCCGCGAAGAGCACCUAUGGCGGCAAGCUCAACCUCCUCUACAAGCAACCCAACAUCCACACCCGUCUGUUCACCGACCUCUUCAAGGGACCUACCGCCACUAUGGACGUCACUCUUGGUCAUGAAGGUUUCCUCAUUGGCGCAGAAGGUGGAUACGAUGUUGGCAAGGCCGCCAUCACAAAGUAUGCUCUUGCAGCAGGAUACAGCCAAGGUUCCUACGCCGCGGCUGUAACGGCCACCAACAACUUGACCAUCUUCUCUGCCAGCUACUACCACAAGGUCAACACUGAGGUGGAGGCUGGUGCCAAGGCCACCUGGGACUCAACAGCAGGAAGCAACGUCGGUCUCGAGGUCGCCACGAAGUACAAGCUUGACCCCAGCUCCUUCGCAAAGGCCAAAAUCAACGACCGUGGUAUCGCCGCCCUUGCCUACAACGUCAAGCUCGGAACCGGUGUCACCCUUGGACUCGGUGCUUCGCUCGAUACCCAAAACCUCAACCAAGCUGCGCACAAGGUUGGUGCGUCGUUCACGUUCGAGGGAUAA
This is a messenger RNA of Exophiala viscosa, 918 nucleotides long. Its product is annotated as voltage-dependent anion channel. The transcript is spliced from 5 exons. Bases 1 to 918 code for a protein of 305 amino acids. Gene Ontology annotation, molecular function: voltage-gated monoatomic anion channel activity. Gene Ontology annotation, biological process: monoatomic anion transmembrane transport. Gene Ontology annotation, cellular component: mitochondrial outer membrane. NCBI's taxonomy places the organism in Eukaryota, Fungi, Ascomycota, Eurotiomycetes, Chaetothyriales, Herpotrichiellaceae. The record is from RefSeq and is a predicted model, not a curated record.